GACCCCAGACACCAUUUCAAUCAAGGUUGAAGAGGAUAUUGGUGGAGGCAUGCCCGCCGUAGAAGACGGCAGUGACAUUAGAGACCGCAGCACGCAGCGCGGCGCCACCUCGGAGAGUCUGCGUGUGGACGCCCCUGGCUCCUCCCACAUGGCCAGUCACAGCUGGGAGCUGCGCAUCCUGAGCGUCUACGGACAAGGGCAGGGCCCUCUGGCGGUGGACGGCCAUGACAACCUCCUCGCUGCGUCAGAACCGGAGGCCUUGAGCUCGCUGUCCGCUGACCACAGCGUGGCCAAGAGCCUGAACUGCAGCGUACGGCUCGUCCGCCUUGAGGAGCUGACUGGGCAUCAGGGCGGCCGUAAGGGCCGGCCCGGUGUCUUGUGCGGAAAGGUUAUUCCCAACAAUGCCAAUAUGAUCGUCCACAUGAGGAACCACGCGGACGAGGAGCAGUACGGGUGCGACCAAUGCAUGAGGCGCUUCAAAUGGCAAUGCUCCCUGACGAUCCACAUGAGGACUCACUCUGGGGAGAAGCCCUACAAGUGUGACCAAUGCACGAAGCGCUUCGGUCUGAGAGGCCUUCUGAACACCCACAUGAGGAUUCACUCUGGGGAGAAGCCCUACAAGUGUGACCGAUGCACGAAGCGCUACCGUAAGAAAUGUCACCUGAAGCUCCACAUGAUGACUCACUCCGGGGAGAAUCCCUACGAGUGUGACCAAUGCACGAAGCAAUUCUUUUCGAAAAACCAACUGAAGAUCCAUAUGAGGACUCACUCCGACGAGAAGCCCUACCUGUGUGACCAAUGCAUGAAGCGCUUCGGUCGGACAACACAGCUGAAGCGCCAUCUGAUGACUCACUCCGGGGAGCAGCCCUACAAGUGUGACCAAUGCAAGAAGCGCUUCAGUCGGAAAGGCAACCUGAAGAUCCAUAUGAGGACUCACUCCGACGAGAAGCCCUACAUGUGUGACCAAUGCACGACGCGCUUCAAAGAUCGAUGCAGCCUGAAGCGCCACAUGAUGACUCACUCCGGCGAGAAGCCCUACAAGUGUGACCAAUGCAUGAAGCGCUUCGGUCGGACAACACAGCUGAAGCGCCAUCUGAUGACUCACCGCAGGGAGAAGCCCUACAGGUGUGACCAAUGCACGAAGCGCUUCAGUUUGGAAACCGACCUGAAGAUCCACAUGAGGACUCAUGCUGGGGAGAAGCUCUAUGGGUGUGACCAAUGCACAAAGCGCUUCCAACAUCAAGGCGGCCUAAAGAUCCACAUUAGGACUCACUCCGGCCGGACAACACAGCUGAAGCACCAUCUGAUGACUCACUCCGGGGAGCAGCCCUACAAGUGUGACCAAUGCAAGAAGCGCUUCAGUCGGAAAGGCAACCUGAAGAUCCAUAUGACGACUCACUCCGACGAGAAGCCCUACAUGUGUGACCAAUGCACGACGCGCUUCAAAGAUCGAUGCAGCCUGAAGCGCCACAUGAUGACUCACUCCGGCGAGAAGCCCUACAAGUGUGACCAAUGCAUGAAGCGCUUCGGUCGGACAACACAGCUUAAGCGCCAUCUGAUGACUCACCGCAGGGAGAAGCCCUACAAGUGUGACCAAUGCACGAAGCGCUUCAGUUUGGAAACCGACCUGAAGAUCCACAUGAGGACUCAUGCUGGGGAGAAGCUCUAUGGGUGUGACCAAUGCACAAAGCGCUUCAAACAUCAAGGCAGCCUGAAGAUCCACAUUAGGACUCACUCCGGCCGGACAACACAGCUGAAGCGCCAUCUGAUGACUCACUCCGGGGAGCAGCCCUACAAGUGUGACCAAUGCAAGAAACGCUUCAGUCGGAAAGGCAACCUGAAGAUCCAUAUGAGGACUCACUCCGACGAGAAGCCCUACAUGUGUGACCAAUGCACGACGCGCUUCAAAGAUCGAUGCAGCCUGAAGCGCCACAUGAUGACUCACUCCGGCGAGAAGCCCUACAAGUGUGACCAAUGCAUGAAGCGCUUCGGUCGGACAACACAGCUGAAGCGCCAUCUUAUGACUCACCGCAGGGAGAAGCUCUAUGGGUGUGACCAAUGCACGAAGCGCUUCCAACAUCAAGGCAGCCUGAAGAUCCACAUUAGGACUCACUCCGGCGAGAAACCCUACAAGUGUGACCAAUGCACAAAGCGCUACAGUCAUUGCUCUGCCCUGAAGACCCACAUGAGGACUCACCCCCGUUAAGAAGCCCUGCAUGUGUGUGCAGAACAAAGCCAGUUGCAGCCAGGGCUGGUGAUUGCUAUAAGCGAACGAGGAGAUUGCCUAGAGCGACAAAUUUCUUGGGGGUGCCCUCUAGUGGUGCCCUUAAUUCCCACUGAUCAAAGAAUUAGACCAAGCUAAAUAAAACAGUUUAUUCACCAUG
Molecule: messenger RNA, 2384 nt
Organism: Gadus morhua (Atlantic cod)
Lineage: Eukaryota; Metazoa; Chordata; Actinopteri; Gadiformes; Gadidae
Product: zinc finger protein 431
Exons: 2
Coding region: 50-2206 (718 amino acids)
Biological process (GO): regulation of DNA-templated transcription
Molecular function (GO): RNA polymerase II cis-regulatory region sequence-specific DNA binding; DNA-binding transcription factor activity, RNA polymerase II-specific
Source: RefSeq, a predicted model, not a curated record